AUGUCGACACCAACAUCGACUUGUCGCAUUUGUGAGUUGCUAUUUAUUUUGCUGUGGCUAUCAGCAAGUGGCCAGGCAGGUUAUCCUCCCGCGUUUAACCCCAAUACGCAGCUGUUGAAUCAGAUACUAGGCUAUGUGAACGAGAGUGUUGCAGCGUGCAAUGAUUAUUAUAAAUACGCGUGUGGCAAGUGGGGUGAGAAACAUGAGAAUGAUAGCUUUUCGGAGAUAACUGGACUUAUUGAUCAUAAGGUAAACGAGAACCUCAUCGUGCUCAUGAAUGAGCUGCAGCAGCGUCCACUGGAACCAGGCAGUGUAGAGGACAAGGUCUUAACCUUCUAUCAAACCUGUCGGCAAGCAUCGGAAUCAACACGCUUGAGUAGGACUUACCUUGAGCUAGUUCCGCCAAAUGAGCAAAUACCUUGGCCGCAGUUGAAGCGCCGCCCUGAUCACUGGAGCAGCAUAAAGUUUCAGUGGAUGGAAACAUUGGCACGCCUGCGACGCUAUGGCCUGACCAAUGUCAUUUUCAAGCUCGAAGUGUUGCCGGAUCUGAAGAACAGCAGCAAGUACACCGUAAGCAUUGACAGGCCCUACUUUGAGCAUAAGGAUCAACGGCUCAGAGGCACUCUGCUGACCAUGCUGACACUACGCAUGUUGGGCAUCAACAGUGAAAAGGCGUGGACUUUAGCGCGGAAAGUCAAGCUGUUUGAGUCUGCGGUACGUGAACUGGUCGAAAUGGAGUAUGAGGAAAAAUCGGAGUUCUACGAAGAGCUGAGCCUGCAACAGCUAGAAGUGCACACUGGCGGUCAAUGGCGAAAGUAUUUGGAGAUUGUGCUGGGCCGCAAUGUGCCCGCUGACUAUGUUCUGCAAGUAGAAAAUUCGGCUUGUUUAACCGCGCUUAUGCAUUUGGUCAAUGGCUGGAAUCGUGAGGUGGUGGCCACUUAUAUAAUGUUGCACUUUGUCUCCUAUGUGCAGAAGGAGACCAUGCAAAGUGACGAGCCCAUCGAAUGCAUUCAGGAUGUGCGCCGCAACAUGGAGCUGGCCACAAAUCUGCUCUACGAGCAGCGCUUUAUUGGCUCGGACAAGCUGCGACAGCAUCAGUCCGACGUAUUGGAUCUCUUUCACUUGCUGCGCCAACAGUUCCUCAAGAAGCUUGACGCCAAUAGUCUACAGCUGUUGGCUAGCGAGGUGCAAAUGCUGAGAGCCAAGAUGCUCAACAUGACCAUCAACGUGGGGAAUAUGCCCAACACUGCAGAUCGUACCAGCUUUGUGAAGCGCUACUAUGCCGAUUUGCACCUUGCUAAGGAUCGUAACUAUGCUCUGAAUCAUCUGCGCCUAUUGGAGUUUCGUACGCGUCGCUGGUUUGAGCAGUUGGAUGGGGCACUUAAUGCGACCAACUUCUUCUUUAUAUCCGAUUCGGAGACAGGCAUGAGCUCAACACCAUACUAUUUGCUGCGGCAAAACAUAAUUAUUGUACCCUAUGGCAUACUCCAGGAGCCCAUUUUCCAUCACGACGCACAUGAUAUAUUUAAAGUCAGCCUGCUGGGCUUCAUGUUGAGCCACGAGCUAAUGCACGGAUUUGUCUCUGGUGGCUUUAUUUUCGAUUUCAGAGGUAACUACAAUAAACUGGGCAAACGAAUCAUAAUGGAAAGUGAGUAUUCAUCGGGCAUUAGCUGCCUCAACCGCAAUGAAACCGAUUAUCUGGAUGAACGCGAGGCGGAUAUUGCGGGUAUACGCCUGGCAUAUGACGUUUACUUUGGUCCUGGCUCCAAAUUCAAUCUGGCACAGCCCAGUUUCACGAAUCUCUCGCUGAAGCAGCUGUUCUUUCUAAAUUUGGCGCAGUUCUUCUGUGGCAAUACGACACCAGAUGACUUUGCGGAUCACGAUGCGGAUGAGUUGCGCUUAAAGCAAAUGCUGAUCAAUUUCUCAGCCUUUGCUGAGACACACGGUUGUCGCGAAGAUCUUGACAAUAUGCACCCGGCUCAAAAGUGUCGACUGUGGUAAUUGUCAGAAAUUAAUCCAUCACUUAAAAACCUCAAGAAGAUUUCAUUAUUAUUAUUUAAAUAUUUCAAUUCUACUACUGGCUAAUUCCUCAUAAUUUAAAUUAAACUUUCUCUACUGCAAGUAAUUCAUUAAAGUUAA
Messenger RNA from Drosophila novamexicana, 2139 nucleotides. Its product is annotated as membrane metallo-endopeptidase-like 1. Gene Ontology annotation, cellular component: plasma membrane. The transcript has a single exon. Bases 1 to 2001 code for a protein of 666 amino acids. Lineage: Eukaryota; Metazoa; Arthropoda; Insecta; Diptera; Drosophilidae. Gene Ontology annotation, molecular function: metalloendopeptidase activity. Gene Ontology annotation, biological process: protein processing. The record is from RefSeq and is a predicted model, not a curated record.